Messenger RNA from Caretta caretta (loggerhead turtle), 4443 nucleotides. NCBI's taxonomy places the organism in Eukaryota, Metazoa, Chordata, Testudines, Cheloniidae. The record is from RefSeq and is a predicted model, not a curated record.
CAUCUUCAGAUUCACCUCAUCUUGGCCAGAACAUUACAGCCUGGUCUACUGCUGCCGAGAUUUGGGCUCAAUCUGUUAACAAUUUAUCGUUUCAUCAGCAACGAUGAGCUCCACAACACAGCCAGCUCUGGAGGCCUUGAUUUCAGCUCCUAAAUGACAUUUAUGUAGCAUCUUUCAUCUAAGUACUAAUGAAGCCUCACACACUUCUGAGAGAUGGAAAAUGUUUGGGAUGCAUUACAGAAGCCUCUUAUGAGAAGCAUCUUAACUACCCAGAACGAUUUGGACGCCUGCAGAGGGGUCAUUCUACGGUAUCCCCCACCAUGUAUUGGAAUAGACUUUGGGGCUAUGAUGGAGUUUCUGGACGUGAACAGCUCUUUGCUCAGCAAAGAAUGCACAGUAUGAUCAGCUCAGUGGAUGUAAAGUCAGAGGUUCCUGUGGGAUUGGAGCCCAUCACACCACUGGACUUGCGAACAGAUCUCAGGAUGAUGGUUCCCAUGGUGGACCCAAUUAUGCGUGAAAAGCAGCUCCAGCAGGAGCUACUUCUGAUCCAGCAGCAGCAGCAAAUUCAGAAACAACUUCUGAUUGCGGAGUUUCAGAAACAGCAUGAAAACUUGACCCGACAGCACCAGGCCCAGCUCCAGGAGCACAUAAAGGAACUCCUCGCCAUUAAACAACAGCAGGAACUCCUUGAAAAGGAGCAGAAACUGGAGCAGCAGAGGCAAGAGCAGGAACUAGAGAGACAUCGCAGGGAACAGCAACUUCCUCCCCUCAGAGGCAAAGAGAGAGGCCGAGAAAGGGCAGUGGCAAGCACAGAAGUGAAGCAGAAACUUCAAGAGUUCCUGUUGAGUAAAUCAGCAACAAAAGACUCUCCAACUAAUGGGAAGAAUCAUUCCACGAGCCGCCACCCCAAGCUCUGGGCUGCCCACCAUACCUCACUGGAUCAAAGCUCUCCACCCCUGAGCGGGGCCUCUCCAUCAUACAAAUACACUUUACCAGGAGCACAGGAUGCCAAGGAUGAUUUUCCACUUCGAAAAACUGCCUCAGAGCCCAACUUGAAGGUGCGUUCCAGGUUAAAACAGAAGGUGACAGAAAGGAGAAGCAGCCCCUUACUCAGGCGGAAGGAUGGAAAUGUUGUCAGUUCAUUCAAGAAGAGACUGUUUGAAGUGACAGAGUCAUCAGUUAGUAGCAGUUCUCCAGGAACAGGGCCCAGCUCACCAAGCAAUGGCCCUACUGGAAGUGUGACAGAAAAUGAAACCUCACUUUUGCCAUCUAAUUCUCAAGCUGAGCACUUGGUUUCUCAACAACGUAUUCUGAUUCAUGAAGAAUCAAUGAACCUGUUGAGUUUGUAUACGUCUCCUUCUUUGCCCAACAUUACCUUGGGACUUCCAGCGGUACAAUCCCAGCUCAGUGCUUCAUCUUCACUUAAAGAAAAACAGAAGUGUGAGACCCAGACCCUGAGGCAGGGAGUGGCUCUUCCUGGACUGUAUGGGGGAAACGUGCCUCCCUCUUCAGCUCAGCCUCAUAUUGCUCUAGAGGGAAAACCUAACAGUAGCCAUCAGGCUCUCCUGCAACAUUUGUUACUGAAGGAGCAAAUGAGACAGCAAAAGCUUCUUGUGACUGGAGGGGUUCCUCUCCAUCCACAGUCUCCAUUAGCAACAAAGGAAAGAGUCUCACCUGGCAUCAGAGUUGCCCACAAGUUGCCUCGCCAUAGGCCCCUGAAUCGAACCCAGUCAGCUCCACUGCCUCAGAGCACCUUGGCCCAGCUGGUCAUUCAGCAGCAGCACCAGCAGUUCCUGGAGAAGCAGAAACAGUACCAGCAACAGAUUCACAUGAACAAACUGCUCUCUAAAUCCAUUGAACAGCUAAAGCAGCCUGGCAAUCAUCUCGAAGAAGCUGAAGAAGAGCUUCAUGGAGAUCAUGCUAUGCAGGAAGAAAGAGCUCCCUCUAGUGGUAACAGCAUUAGGGAUGACAGCUGCAGCGUUUGUGUGGAUGACAGAAUAGGACAGCACGUGGGGGCUGUGAAAGUGAAAGAGGAGCCACUGGACACUGAUGACGAUAAUCAAACCCAGCAAAUGGAAUCUGGGGAGCAGGCUGCUUUUAUGCAACAGGUAAUAGGCAAAGAUUUAGCUCCAGGAUUUGUAAUUAAAGUUGUUAUUUGAACAUCAAAUGCAUUUUUAGGGCUUGAAUAAGAGAUUGACUGUCUUUUGAUUCAUGGAUCUAGCUAAUUUCAUUUUAGUGUUCAGAGAAUCUAACAAAAGUGGGUGCAUUUGUGUGCACUCCUAAAACAUAGUGACGCUCAUUUUAAAGGCCACUAAUUGAGAAAAUACUUGCUGCACUCAAUUAUUCUACAAAAGUCAGUGCAUAAUACAGAGAACUUGUUUUUGCUCUCGACUUCAUCACAUCAGUUAGUUCUAGGGAAACAGAACUCACUGUUGUUUAACUAAUUUGUUGAGAUCAGUAGUUGCUGGAGUCCGUUUCCAGAAUUGAUCAAUGAAACAUUCUUUCUCUGUUUUUGAAUUCUUCUGAUGUCUUGACUUUUUCCUUUCACCUAUAUGUAUACAAUGUAUCAUGCUGUAGUCUUGAACACUGUUAAGAGUAGGAUUGUUUCCUCCAUUAGGCAGAUAUUGGUUGCAAUACCAGAGGCCCUAGGUUUGUGUAUAGAGUAUGAUUAUGGAGAUAUUGGGAGUGCAAAGUGGAAGUAAACAUACAAGGCAAGGCACUAUUUAAAAGGUUUUUCCUUUUGCACUUCUUAGUGUAUUUUUCAUUCUUCCCUAUUUGAUUAUGUUGUCUACAAAGGCAUGAUCAAAUGAAGCAGAUUCAAAUAUUGGCAAGGAAUGAUAUGCAACAUUGUGUUCCAAUCAGAUAUUAGGGUAUAUCUGUAAUUGUAGAAAAAACACAGAUCAUCUGAUAGUCAAUACUUUUUUAAGAAAGACUAAUCAUAUAAUAUUGUACAACCUUUACCAUUAGGGUCUCACUGAAGUGCUAAAUUAAUGACAUAGUGUGUAAGACACCAAUGUGGCAAAAGGUCAUUUAAUUUGGUAAAAAGUAUUUUAACAAUUGCUAAAUGAUAAAUGCACUUAUAUAGACGGUACUUUCAGAAUGCUGGUGUCCUUUUUUUUGCUAUAAAAUCAGAACAACUCUGAAUGCAAAUAGAAGGCACUGUUUAUUUAAGUCAGUACUUUGUCAGGUCCCUGCUGUUCUCCUACAGAAAAGUGAUUCUGUGGGGGUGAACAGGAAAUGCCUUAUGGAAACAGGAAGUCCAAGUGAUUCAUGUACUGAGGAAUGUAAGGGGGUGGGGGAAGGAAUGGGGGGAUGGAUAGUGUUUUACUCUGUUUUUAAAGGGCACUCUAUGAAUUGAUUUAUUGUCAAAGAAAAUAACAAAGCAAGUAGGGAAAUUGUUAAGGAAGCUUUCCAGUGAAACAUUUCCUUCAUAUUCCCUUUUGAUAUGUUUACCUUGUUUUAUAGGUUUACUUUUGUUAAGCUAGUUAAAGAUUCAUUGUAUUAAGAUCUCUUUAGUAUGGAUAAUCCAAAACUGACCUGGAGUCCCUGUCAGUUUUUUUUCUAUUCAAAAUAUUUAUAUUUCUAAAGCUAAGGUAUUUUAAGGUGCAGUAUCCUGUUUCAAAAGAGAUAGCUGUUUUGCCAAAUGUAGAAGUUGUUCUAAUAUAUGUUAUUAGUAUGUGUUGUUUACAUUUUGCUCUAAUAUUAUAAAGUCCCUUAUAAAAUGUUGCGACUUCUAAAGAUACAUUAUCCUUUUCCAUAAAAAGUCUCCAAACAAAUUAAAUUACUUAAAUAGUUGCUGUAAAAGAAAGGCCUCCUGAAACAUUAAUAUCAGCUUUGAUAGGAAAGACUUGUUAAUUGACAAUAUAUGGUUUUUGCUUAAAUAUACCCCCCCGUCCUCCGCGCUUAAAUACAAAGAGGGAAAAUAACAUGCACAUUCAACAUAAUGAAGCAUAUAAAGAGGAAAACAUGUAUUUUCCCAUUCUGUUUAUAUUUCAUUUCCUACCAUGCCUAAUUUUAGCCUCACCAAAAAGGGAUAAUCAAUCUUUUAAAAUACAUUUUAUUUACAGAGGAACUUGCAAAUGAGAAGACUUUUGUACAAUAUCAUUUCAAAGAAGCGUAACAAACAACAAAAGAUAUUUUUAUAGUGUCAUUCAGGAAAGUUACCCCAGUAAAGCCAGUGGACUUUAAUUCUAUUCAAAUUUGAUAGCCUCUGAAUUGAAUCAAGAAACUACCUGGAACCAGUGAAAAGGAAAACUGGGUUGAAUAACAAUAUUUCUAAUUGAUAAUGUCUCUUACAUUUUAAAUCUACUGUAUUUAUUAUAAUCUACACCUUUGGAGGUGAUCUCUUGUUUUGUGUUGUAAAUAUAUUCUGUUUGUAUGUUCCCUUUCUUGCCUUCUGAUAUAAGUCUAUUUCUUUCUCAAAUAAAGCUUUUUUUUAAAAGA